GUGGCAUAUUUGAAAUCUGGCAGUUGAAGUCGAGCCUUUUUCCCAGUAUAUUGUGCUGUAAUUCCCGUCGCAAGAGACUUUUUUGUGGCAGGCCUAAACACGAUGGAGGAAGAGGAGCACACAGACAGAAAGCAGAAACUUGCUAUGCUUUAUCAAAAGCUUAACAAAAUUAAAAAGUAUCUCAAUGAAGAUGACACAGACAAUAUUAACCAGGUCAUUGGCUCAAACUCACCCGAAUCAUGCCUUUCAUAUUUGAUGGACUUGGAGAAAAAAGGAGACCCUCACUUGGAUAGUAAUCACCUCACCAGGCUCAUUGACUUUUAUACAAGGGUGUUCUCCAAUAUGCCACUGGGAAAACACUGUCACAAUGAGAGCUACGCAAGGAUGUUGGUCAGAUUUGCAGAGCUGAAAGCAAUUCAAGAUGUCAGUGAGGCAGAGGAUAACUUCAACGUGGCAAGGUCCCACAGCCAGAAUUUUGCAUUUGUCCACAUUGCACAUGCACAGUUUGAGAUUUCUCAAGGCAACGCAAAGAGAGGCAUCUACAUAUUGCAGAAUGCUGUUCAGGUGGGUGCCCAACCGAAAGAACAGCUGGAGGCUGCUUUGCGAAGCAUUCAGAAUGGAAAAGCACAACUAUGGAGUUCAAAGGAUAAGGAAAAUUUACCGGUAGCAAACAGUAAUGCACAGAACUCUGUCAAUAAAGGCUCAGAGUUACAAAAAGUAAGCAGAACGUCAGAUGGGACAGGUGACUUGCAGCUCUCAAGUAUUUUUAGUUCAGGGAGGGACUCCCUUGGUGGAGCACCAGAUGACCAACUACCAGGCUGGAGGACAGGAUCUCAGCGCAAGAGAGCAGUUGGAAUGCCAGCAAGAGUUCCCAUAGUACCUUUCUCUAUCCCAGAAAAGGAUGAUGAUGAUGACUACAAUAAUAGCAGGGUUUCCAAAGGAAGCGAUGCAUCAAUUCCCACAAGUUUGUCCAGGCAAACAUCUGGUUCAAAUAUGAACCCAAUAUUGAGGAGGCUAUCCUCCUCAAAGAACAGUGCUGUGGAUCGGGAUUUAGUGUGUGUUCAAUGUAUCAUUGUUUCCUUUUUCUUCUGGAGGAUCGAGGAUCCAGAUGAAGCAGAGGACCACUUCAUAGUUGCAAGAUCCAACUGCAAAGCCUUUGCCUUUGUCCACAUAGCACAUGCCCAGUUUGAGGUCUCUCAAGGUAAUGUCGACAAAGCAACUUCAAUUCUGCACAAAGCCCACACUUUAAAUGCGAAGCCAGCCGAGCUCCUGGACAUGGCCAUACAUAACCUUAAAGCUGGAGAGAAACGGCUACUGCCCACCAGUGAGGAGGAACCUCCCACAGAUUUGCAAGCAAGUGCUCCCAUAAUGUCUGCAUGUGGUGGAAUCCAGGAAGUACAGCUUCCUGCUCGGGUCCCUGUCAGACGUUCAGUAGAGCAGCCUAAACCUGCGAGCAGGGAGCCUUUAUCGGAGUGGAAGAUCCCAACUUCCAUCAACCGUCAUGUUUCUCCUGAGGUUAAACAGACAACGCCCCCUGAACCUAGACCCAUUCCUCGUCUGGCAGAGUCUUUCCUUACACCAUCCCUCCAACUUCCAUCCAAAGUUUACUCACAAACAGUCUGUGAAACACCUAACAGCAAUAGAUAUCCAGCUGCUAACAGCUUCAUUACUCCUGUUGUAAAGAGAGGGCCUGAAGUGUCUUCCUCUGCAGCAGCGGCACACAGAGCUGGGCCUGCUCAGCAGCCAUGCACACCUCUAAAUCAAACGCUGUGUGCCCAGACACCACAGGCUUCCCUCAGUGUGUUGUCCAAUGAAUCCAUUACGAUUAAGGGGAAGCAGUUCUUCAUUCUGAAGAUGAUUGGACGCGGGGGAUCGAGUAAGGUCUACCAGGUGCUCGAUCAUAAAAAGCAGCUGUAUGCAGUGAAAUAUGUGAACCUCGAGGAGGCCGAUGCCCAGACUAUAGAGAGUUACAAAAAUGAAAUUGAACAUCUGAACCACCUGCAGCAGUACAGUGACCAGAUUGUAAAGCUCUAUGACUAUGAAAUAACCAACAGCUACAUCUACAUGCUGAUGGAGUGUGGAAACUUGGAUCUGAACACUUGGUUGCGAAACCGCAAAACUGUGAACCUUCUAGAGAGGAAGUUCUACUGGAAGAACAUGCUGGAGGCCGUCCACACCAUCCACAAACACGGAAUUAUCCACAGCGACUUGAAACCAGCUAACUUCGUCAUAGUGAAUGCUUCGCUGAAACUGAUCGACUUUGGCAUCGCAAACAGAAUCCAACCAGAUGUAACGAGCAUUAUGAAGGAUUCACAAGUAGGAACUCUGAACUAUAUGCCCCCUGAAGCCAUCAAAGACACGUCAUCCCAGACAGGAAAAGCACGCUCAAAGAUCAGCCCCAAAGGUGACGUGUGGUCCCUCGGAUGUAUCCUGUACUGUAUGACUUACGGGAAGACUCCGUUCCAAAGCAUCACCAACCAGAUCAGCAAGCUGCACGCCAUCAUCGAUCCCUCCCAUAAAAUAGAGUUUCCUGACAUCUCGGAGAAGGAUUUGCUCGAUGUGUUGAAGAGAUGCUUGGUACGAAACCCCAGAGAGAGAAUUUCCAUUGCAGAACUGCUGGAGCAUCCGUAUCUGCAGCUCAAACCACAAGCAUCACCUGAACCAGAAUAUCCUUCUAACAACGAUCUUAAGAAGAUCCUGACAGACCUCGCCGCCCUCCAGUCUCCAAACAGCAUCAUUCGAGCUGCUAAUAAUUUGGCAAGAAUGUGCAGCAGUGGCAGGAAGCUGGAUGUUGCAGAGUGUGCAAAGUCAUCAUCUUAACUGCCCUGGAAAAUGUGUUUUGGCUGAUUUGGUUCUUUUAAACCACUCAUAACCACUAAAGUUUCCCUUUUUUGUGAGAUAAACAAAGCAAUAUCUUUGUUUUUCUUGAAACAAAAUAGCACAUUGUUUCAUUUUUACUCAUUAGUAAAUAUAAGCACAAGCCAUUUAGCCAUCAUUAAAACUACUUAGUAUUGUGUGGUUUAAAUCACCAAAAGAACCCCCCCAAAAACUCUGACUUGUAGUCAGAGAUGCCAGACAUUUGGCAGUGACUCAUUUGGAUCCUGUCGGUUGCAGGAUGGACUUUCAGUCCCAUGGGAAUUGACUGGCUUGUUUCAGUGCAUCCUGUGAAUGCUGUUUCAGAUUCUGGGGAGAUCAGGAAAAAACAUUGUGUCUGUGUGUUUUUGAACCCUUCCUGAGCAGUUUCAGGGAGUGCUGUUGCCAUUACAGGAUGUGCUUGGUCUGCAACAGAAUUUAUGUGGGUAGUACCUUUCAAAAAUCCACACGAAUGGUAGAAUCUCUAAGUGUUACUCACUUAAGUUUGUUUUAAUGUUUUGGCUUAUCAGUUUGUGCAGUAUAGUAUAAUCCAAUAAACGUACUGUAUUGUACCAUAA
Molecule: messenger RNA, 3431 nt
Organism: Neolamprologus brichardi
Lineage: Eukaryota; Metazoa; Chordata; Actinopteri; Cichliformes; Cichlidae
Source: RefSeq, a predicted model, not a curated record